CUUCAUGAACUCGAAUUCUUUCAUAUUUUUAUAUUGAGAAAAAAAAAUGCAUUAUUUUGUGGGCAUUUGAUUCGCCAUUUCCCGCAGUCAUAAACCUUGGUUUAGGAUAGAAUAUAGCGAAAAUUUAGUGUUUGGAAAAAAAAAAAAAAAACAGAAUCCAUGGCUAUUUCCUCAGAUCCAAAUAAACCUCUCCUUUCCAUUCAUAAACUCUCUUUUAAUCCACUUCACUUCCCUAGUCAAAUCCAAAUUCUAAAUCCAACCCAUUGAUUAUCUCUUCAAAUAGUCAAAACCCAAAUUUCCUUGCACAAAAUUUGAUCCGAAUUUGUACCUUUUUUUUUUUGAAAGCAGCAUGGAAUCCGAACUCAAGGACUUGAAUUCGAAACCGGCGAAGAUUCAACAACCCGAUCCGACCCAUGACGAUACUUCCUCCAAAGACGACCGCCCCUUACUCAAACCCGACUCCUCAUCCACCGCCGCCGCCAACAUCCACGAGCUCGAGAAGAAAUUCGCUGCUUACGUUCGUAACGACGUGUACGGUACCAUGGGACGUGGAGAGCUCCCAUUGAAGGAGAAAAUCAUGCUUGGGAUCUCCCUCGUUACGUUGCUUCCCCUUCGAAUCGUUUUUGGGAUGUCCCUUGUGGUUGUAUAUUAUAUGAUUUGUAGAAUUUGUACUAUGUUCUCUGCCCCGAACCAGGAGGAGGAAGAAGAGGGUUAUGCUCACUUGGGUGGGUGGCGGCGGGCCGUGAUUGUCCGGUCGGGCCGGUUUCUCUCUAGGUCUUUGCUAUUUGUGGUAGGAUUUUAUUGGAUUACUGAAACUCAUAAAGAUUCAGCUAAUACCAAAGAGAACUCAAAAACUGAGGGUACCCAUCAAUUAGAAGAGCAAGAAAAACCUGGGGCAAUUGUAUCUAAUCAUGUUUCAUAUUUAGAUAUCUUAUAUCAUAUGUCCUCUUCUUUUCCAAGCUUUGUUGCUAAGAGAUCUGUGGCUAAAAUUCCUCUAGUUGGUCUCAUCAGUAAAUGCCUUGGUUGUGUCUACGUCCAGCGAGAAUCAAAAUCCUCAGACUUCAAAGGUGUUGCAGGUGUUGUGACUGACAGAGUUCGUGAAGCUCAUCGUAAUGGAUCUGCUCCAAUGAUGUUGCUCUUUCCAGAAGGAACUACAACCAAUGGGGAUUACCUUCUCUCGUUCAAGACCGGUGCGUUUUUGGCCGGAGCACCUGUGGUGCCUGUUAUAUUAAGGUAUCCAUACCAACGAUUUAGUCCAGCCUGGGAUUCAAUAACAGGGGUGCGUCAUGUUGUUUUUCUUCUAUGCCAAUUCGUAAAUCACAUGGAAGUGAUGCACUUACCGACCUACUACCCCUCACAGCAAGAGAAGGACGAUCCGAAACUAUAUGCCAAUAAUGUCCGAAGAUUGAUGGCAACUGAGGGUAAUUUGAUAAUGUCUGAUAUAGGACUGGCCGAGAAGCGAAUAUAUCAUGCUGCUCUCAAUGGUAAUAAUCGCCUGCCUAGUGUUUUGCAUCAGAAAGACGAUUGAUAAUUUCUUGGCCUUGCUCCCAAACAAAUAUCGAGUCUCACUGCUAUAGAUCCAGGGAGUUAAUUAUGGUCAGUAGAGGAAGCUAUAGUGUUUCGUCAUUUAAUCGCCUUUGCAGUCGAGGAGCUGAGAUUUUUAUAAGUCAAUGGGGGCUUUCAUCGGUUUGAAUCAUCUGUCAACUGUGUUAUUCUGGUCUUUGGGCGUUAUAUCCACAACAUAUAACAUUACAUGUAUGAUUUUCAGGUAGGUAUGAUGCUACGAGAUCAAUGUAUCAGAAACGUUUGUAUCAUUAUUAACAUUGUCCUGCCAAUACCAUAUUAGAGAAAUCCAUUCAUUGCUUAA
This is a messenger RNA of Gossypium raimondii (Peruvian cotton), 1867 nucleotides long. RefSeq names its product lysophospholipid acyltransferase LPEAT1. Gene Ontology annotation, biological process: phospholipid metabolic process. The record is from RefSeq and is a predicted model, not a curated record. NCBI's taxonomy places the organism in Eukaryota, Viridiplantae, Streptophyta, Magnoliopsida, Malvales, Malvaceae. Bases 350 to 1528 code for a protein of 392 amino acids. The transcript is spliced from 9 exons. Gene Ontology annotation, cellular component: endoplasmic reticulum. Gene Ontology annotation, molecular function: lysophosphatidylethanolamine acyltransferase activity.